Peromyscus leucopus (white-footed mouse) is the source of this 1504-nucleotide messenger RNA. RefSeq lists its product as uncharacterized. The transcript is spliced from 2 exons. Lineage: Eukaryota; Metazoa; Chordata; Mammalia; Rodentia; Cricetidae. The coding region runs from base 195 to 1229 and encodes 344 amino acids. The record is from RefSeq and is a predicted model, not a curated record.
GCACCUGCUGGGCCUGGAUCUUGUCCUUAAGCUGCAGUGAAGCUGUUGGUUGGUUACAGAGGACUUGACUCAAGACUUCGGUCCUGAGAGCUUUAUUUUUUAUUGUCUGUCUUUGAACUGAACAUCUGUGAUCACCACUGACCUGAACACACAUCUUGUGGUGGUCCCAUUCCCCACCUGCCACGGUGGUGAACAUGGAGGCAGAAUUUCCAUGGACCGGUCUCUGUGAUUUACCACCAGCAUGCAGAGAAAUGGGAUCCAGGCUGUCCAUCUCUACCAUUGUAGAUGCUAUGUGUUGCUUAGACCACAUGGCUGAAGAAACCCUGGGACUCAGAGGAACAAACAGGCUUAAUGAUGCCCUGGCAAAAAACACUAUGUUCAACAAGAGAAAAAGUGGUGGUACCAUCCUUGGUGAAAUAUGGCAUGUUCCAAAGACCUAUUCGUUCAAGAGUCCUGCAGGUAGCCCCAGCCUCCCUCCCACCCUAAGGAGGGGAGGAAGUCAAGCUGCCUUGCCCACACUGGUGGCAUCUGAAGACCACAAAGGGCAAGACAUGAAUGAAGAGAGAUAUAGCAAGAUCUCCUCUAGGUCCAGCUCUCCAGAUUUAUACAAGCUGCUGGAUCUCAGCUGGCCUGGGAAUUCUGCCCCACGCUUUCAGGCCGUGCAGGCCUGUAACAUCAAUAAGAAUUUUGAGGAGACAGAGAGCACGACCUGUUCUGGUGACAGUGACACAUCCGAGGACGACCUCUCCUACAUGGAGGACAUCACUUCUACCUCAGCCCCACAGGAUGACGGUGUGGAGGCUGAGAUUGAGGAGACUGGCAACAGCACCAUGCUCAGUCACGCAUCCCUCAGUGCAUUGUUCUUCCUGGAAGAUACCCACUGUCAACAGAUCCCAGGACCUCAGGAUGAUGCUGAGGUUACCAAUAGCUUCAGCACAUCUAGAGACCUGAAGGAAAUUGACCUACAGCCCAGUGAGAGAACACAUGAUGCUGUGGACUCUGUGGAUUCUCCCCAGAAUGAGAACACUGAAUAUGAAAACAGCAAGGGAAUAAUCCUUGAGGAGUCACCACCCAGCUUUAGCAAGGACCAGCCCCAGAAGGUAGCCACAGCCUCCAAGAAGAAGCAAAGAAGGGGCUGGAAAGGGGUGAGGAGGCAGAUUAGUCACCUGACUUCCAGUUUAUUCUGUUGCCUCCUCCCCCCAAAGACAGGAGACACAACCCCCACGUAAGGGACAACAAGCCUGGGCAAAGGAGCACAUGGACACUGAGGAGGCCCGGUCAGUGACUUUUCUGUGUAUGGAUCUUUGCUUUUGCAAGGCCCUUUGCACUGAUAGGCUGCACCCAUUUAGAAGUCAUGAACCCUAAGAUGCCUGUGACCCUAUAAGGAGCUUUCCCACUGUACCCAUUUAUGUGGAACCUGGGGAAGCUGAGCCUGAAGCAGACAAGCAAUGGAUGCAACCAGGGGCAGUGGAGGGAAGGGGAAGGGAGUUGGGCUUGGGGAAAG